AUGAGCGCUGCCAUAUUGUUAAAGGCAUUACCUCCCAUCUGGGUUUUCUCUAAGCAUCUCAGAGAGGGCAACACCGAUGCUGAUUCCACCAAAAAACAAGACAGUAAAGAUUUACUUCCGCAGAUUGCUAUGCCUACAGCAAAAACUGUAGACAAAACGUCAUCAACAUCGUCUGAAAGUGACAGUGAGCCUCAAUCUGACCUGUUGGGACUGAUACAGAUUCUAGUCCUUGUGUUUGGAGAGGAGCCACCAGUAUAUUCCAAGCAGUCACAGAUGACUCAGUCAUCAUCCCCUAACAGCUAUCCUGGGACCGGUAAAUAUCCUGGUGUAUCACGCCAAUGUAUCGACCCCGGGUCCGCAGCACAGGCACCAAUACAUAUUCAUGGCUACAAUUUGGACAUCUUCUUCCAAACCAUGGAACGGUUCGAGCUUGACGACAUAAUGAAUACAUUGAUAGAACAUGGCGUCGUUUGCGUGGAGACGUUUUGUUCCAUGACUGAAUCCGACUUCAAAGAGAUGGGACUUAACAUAGGUCAGAGAAGGAAAUGUAUCUUAGCUGCAGAGCACAUCAAAAAUUAUGGCCGAAAUGGAUAAAAUAUUUUAAUUCAAGAAACUAACUUCUCUCAUAAUCUAUAUAUUUUGAUUUUUUAUAAAAAUGUCUCAUCAAUAGUUUAAGUUGUUCGAAUUCAUGUAGAUGUGUUAUGAUCUCCAAUAUUAAUAUUUAGAAAAUGGAACUCUCUUGGAAAUAAUUUAUUUUAUAUAUAAUAGUAUAUUAAUUUGGUCAAAUGCAAACUUAUGAAAUAACUUGAAUCUUCAACGAUUUGCUGUAUUGUUUUCUUAAAUGGGAAACCUGUACUAUGGAGUUAGGUAUUUAGUAGGACUAUGUGAUAAUAAAACACU
Magallana angulata is the source of this 900-nucleotide messenger RNA. RefSeq lists its product as uncharacterized. The transcript has 5 exons. Bases 1 to 594 code for a protein of 197 amino acids. NCBI's taxonomy places the organism in Eukaryota, Metazoa, Mollusca, Bivalvia, Ostreida, Ostreidae. The record is from RefSeq and is a predicted model, not a curated record.